Messenger RNA from Oryza sativa Japonica Group (Japanese rice), 2732 nucleotides. The record is from RefSeq and is a predicted model, not a curated record. NCBI's taxonomy places the organism in Eukaryota, Viridiplantae, Streptophyta, Magnoliopsida, Poales, Poaceae.
AAGUGACGCGCAAGAUCCCAUAUUCUAGCUAGCUCGGCUCGGCAGCCAACAAUGGCCCUCUUGCUUUUCUUCGCUGCGUUCGUGUUAGCCGCCGUGGCUCCUGCGGCCGGCCAGCGGAAAGGUUUCUUGAGCAUUGACUGUGGUCUAGAGGCCGACUCUGGUGCCUACACGGACAUUGAUAGAGGCAUCUUCUACGUCCCCGAUGGCCCGUACGUUGAUGCUGGGGAGAACCACGAGGUUGCAGCCGACCUCAAGGAAGGUCAUAUACGCCCUGAUCUGACCGUCAGGAGCUUCCCUUCCGGCAUGCGGAACUGCUACACAUUGCCCACAGAUGCUGGGAGCAAGUAUCUGGUCCGGGUGGUGGCCGUCUAUGGCAACUACGACGGCAAGAACAACUCCGUUGGGUUGCAGUUCAACCUGCACAUUGGGACGAACUACUGGGACACCGUGCAGCCGGCCGAUGGGAGGCAGGUGUACGAGGCGUUGUUCGUGGCGUGGGGAAGCUGGGCACCCGUGUGUCUUGUGAACACCGGCCAGGGUACGCCAUUCGCGUCGUCGGUUGAGCUGAGGCCGCUUGGCAGCGAGCUCUACCCGGCCGUCAUGGCCAACCAGUACAUUCGCUUGUAUCGUCGGCGUAAUUUGGGGCCAACGACCGCUAGCGUUACUCGGUACCCUAACGAUCCAUUUGAUCGGUACUGGUGGCACCAGGACACUAAUAAUCCAAUGUGGGAGAAUCUUACCACCACAUCGAUCAACAUCAAGCUGGAAUCCAGCUUCGAGGUGCCCGCAGCAAUUCUUAAAGAUGCCGUCCAAGUGGCUGGGAACAGCACGAUACUCAACAUAAAAUGGCAAGACAACACAGGCCGCCAGUUCGCGGUGUUUCUGCAUUUCGCCGACUUCCAGGACAGCCAGGUCCGUGAAUUUAACGUCUAUUUCAACAGCGGGCCGCCCAACAAGUACAGGCCGCACUACCUGGCUGCUGGUUUCGUCUACAGCACUAGAUGGUACAGGGCCAUCGAUGGAGACUUCAACGUCACUCUUGCGGCCACGCCCGAGUCCGUGCUGCCCCCGAUGCUCAAUGCAUAUGAGAUCUACACUCUCAUCCAUGACACUCCCACCACAUUUCAACAAGACGUUGAUGCUAUAUGGGCUAUUAAAGUUGAGUACGGGAUAAAAAAGAAUUGGAUGGGUGAUCCAUGUUUCCCGAGCCAAUUUAAAUGGGACGGCGUGGAAUGUCGGAACACAAGUGAUAAUAUUCCUAGGAUAAUAUCAAUCGAUCUCUCCAACAGUAACUUGCAUGGGGUGAUAUCUAGUAACUUCACGUUGCUCACAGCACUUGAGUAUCUAAAUUUGUCAGGCAACCAAUUGAAUGGACCAAUUCCAGACUCCCUGUGUAAACUAAAUGAAGGAUCGCUCGUUUUCAGUUAUGGGUCAAAUGGUGAUGUCUGCAACAAAACAAACCUGCCCGGAUCUAAAAAAAGAGCUGCUAUCUUAGCUAUCUCAAUAGCAGCUCCUGUGCUGGUAGUGGUCUCACUUUUAAUUGCAUAUUUGAUCUGGAGAGCGAAAGGAAAGUCCAAUAGAAGUGAAAAAUAUCAUUGGGAUCGUCUACAAAAAAAUGAAAAUCGCCAUUUCACCUACGAUGAGCUGAAGAAGCUUACUGAUAACUUCCAACAGUUCAUUGGAGAAGGAGGCUUCGGAUGCGUGUACCAUGGCUAUUUAGAAGACAAUACUGAAGUUGCCGUGAAGAUCCGUUCUGAAAAAUCAUCGCACGGGUUUAAUGAGUUUUUAGCCGAGCUUGAGAGCUUGACAAAGGUCCGUCACAAGAAUCUAGUUUCUUUGGUUGGCUACUGCUCGGAGAAGGCUCAUUUAGCUCUUAUUUACGAGUACAUGCCUAGAGGCAAUCUUUUUGAUCUUCUGAGAGAUAAAACUGGUGUGGGUGAAUCCUUGAAUUGGGCAAUGCGUGUGCGAGUUCUGCUUGAUGCUGCACAAGGUCUAGAUUAUCUGCACACAGGUUGCAACAGGCCAAUAAUUCACCGCGAUGUGAAGACCAGCAAUAUUCUUUUGGAUCAAAAUCUACAUGCUAAAAUAGCAGAUUUCGGACUUUCUAAAAUUUAUCUUAGCGACACGCAAUCGGGCUUGUCAACCACUGUAGCUGGAACCAUGGGCUACAUUGACCCAGAAUACCAUAUAACUGGCAGGGUCACGGAGAGUAGUGAUGUUUAUAGCUUUGGUGUUGUUCUUCUGGAGGUAGCCACCGGUCAGGGUCCAAUCUUACAAGGCAAUGGUCACAUUAUUCAACAUGUCAAAGAGAAAGUUGCCUCAGGAGAUAUAAGCUCCAUUGCCGAUGAGCGGCUCAAUGGUGGCUACAAUGUCAGCUCCAUGUGGAAGGUGGUGGAAAUCGCUCUGCUAUGCACGAAACCUCUUCCUGCUCAAAGGCCAUCAAUGACUACGGUGGUUGUUCAGAUGAAGGAGAGUCUGGCAUUGGAGGUAGCUCGCGAGGAUAGGGGGCUCCAGGCAAACCCAACGGGUGAUGCGGUGGCUACAUCAUCUACAUUUGAUCCAUCUGCAAGAUGAAAACCCUGUACCUAUAUAUGCAACUAUGUGAAACCCCGCGCGUUGCUGCAGGAGUUUAUUAUGACAACAAUAAGUUAAAAUAAUAUGUAAGAUAGCUUAAACAAUGUAAUCUAGUACAUAAGUUUACAUAAGUUGAUAAGAUUUAAAUUUAAAUAGUA